AUGUGCAGUGUAAUUGUGGAAGCUGUGAAGGUGGAUAGUUUGCAGAGACUUUGCUCAUCUUUGGAGCCUCUUCUCCUCAAAUUUGUGAGUCUGGAUACCCUGGUGAAGAGAGCAUCUGAUAAUUGGCAUGAAGUAAUAGAAUAUGAUAGCAAAGUCUUGAACUCCCUUGCCAGUACUAAGAAGAAGAUAAGAGCCUCAGCUGCACUUGCAACUAUAGCUGACCACAAAUAUGCCUCAGAUCAGAAUAGUAAGACUAUUCAGAACGGACAGCAGAAUAUCUCUGAACCGGGCACACAUUGUCACUAUAACCACCAAUCAGUCCCUUGGUUGAUUGAGUUUCCAUUUUUGAGGUCUCGUCAAACACCAGUUAUGACAUUAAAUUACCAGCAAGAAGAAUUCUCAAGCAGCAUAGAUUGUAUGUCACUCGGAACUUCUGCAGUUGGGGGUUCAUACUUUUCAAAAGAUUGGUCUCACCCAAGGAAUGGUCAAGGGUCGGAAGAUCUUUUUGCUGAAGAAAUCCGACUUAGGAGUGCAGAGAUGUUGGUGAGUGAUGAUAUGCAGAGACUUCAAAAUACAUAUAGUAUGGGAGUCGGUGUUGAAAUGGGGGCUGGUUUUGGUCUUGCAGAUGAGUGCAGAAUAUCUCUGAUAGAUAGGACAUUUCAGCAUCAGCAUGGCCGGAGCUCAGGGAAAGCUGUUGUUGGAUGGCUUAAGCUUAAAGCCGCUUUAAGGUGGGGGAUAUUCUUUAGUAAGAGAGCUGCAGAAAGGAGACUUCAGCUUACCGAGCUAGAUUGACUUGAAUCCUUAUCUAUUUUCAUCUCGGGUUCUAGUGAUGAUAUAAUAUGGUGCGUUGGAAUUCGAUGAUUUCACUGCCCAGAAGACAGAUAGAAAGAUGAAAGAUUGGGAUUCAGGCAUUUGGAUAGAGGGGCUUCACACGAUUUCAGUUUUCCUUGUCCUUGGUGACUUUAUUCCCACCAAAGAGUAUCAACGAAAGGAGAUGAGAAAGAAUAGUCACGUAUCAAGUUGGAUGUUUCCAUUUAGACUGCGUUUAGAUGUUGAGCUAAAUUGAGCUCUUUAUAAAUAGUAAUGAGCUGAGAUGGUAGAGUAUUGAGUUUUGUGAGGUCCACUUAAAAUGAAUUUAAAUGUAUUUAGAUGUUAAGAUGAUUUUAGAUGUAUUUAUAAGAAGUUAAAAAAAGUUGU
Juglans microcarpa x Juglans regia is the source of this 1197-nucleotide messenger RNA. Its product is annotated as calmodulin-binding protein 60 E-like. The coding region runs from base 1 to 792 and encodes 263 amino acids. The record is from RefSeq and is a predicted model, not a curated record. Lineage: Eukaryota; Viridiplantae; Streptophyta; Magnoliopsida; Fagales; Juglandaceae. The transcript is spliced from 3 exons.